AACAUCAUGGAAAAUCCACCUCUUCUCAGUCUUCCCAUUGAGCUACUUCUGAGGAUCCUUGACCACUACCUCUCCGAUCUACCCCGCCAUCGGCUCCAGGACCUCGUCCGCCUCUCCGCGGCAUGCAAGCGACUCCGACCUAUUGCACUAGAGCUCUUACUCACUCAACCCGUCGUACAUAUAUACAACGUCCAUGGCCUCGUCCGCAUGUACUUCGAAUACCCGGUCUUAGCCACCAAGGCGCGGACCGUUGAAGUGAGCACGCGUUUCCGUGAAGGCUGUCGGCCAGCCCAACCAGGUUCUAGAGGACUGUAUGGCGUUGAAGCACCUGUCGCAUUCGCUCCUGAGUUGGACAAACCGUUUAAGCAGAAGUGCAUCGAAGUCAUCACUGCCUUCAAUACGGCAGAGGCGAACAAGGAGCGGUGGACGCGUGAUCUCGACGAAGAUCACCAGCAUGCGUUCCUUGGUAUACUCUUUGCCAUACUCCCUAAUCUUCGUGGUCUAUUCGCAGGCUCGGCUCAGUUGGCAUACUUCCCUGUUUUCGGUAAGCUUUUUGGCCCGAACUAUGACUUAAAAGAAGAUCCGUACGUACGGGCAAACCGGGUCCCAUACCGACACACCGACUACCUUGAUGAUGUGUUCGCCGAACUUGCACCUAGACUACGAUAUCUCGAGCUCCCCUUCGACCGGGACAAUGACGACUAUGGCUACGCUCCCCCCGUAUCCAGCUUCGCGGCGUGCAAGGCUCUAUCCAACUUGUCACUCUCGAAAGAAGCUCUCGUGUACAUGUACGAGACGUACGACGGAUCGAGAACAAACGCAUCCCAGCCCUCAAAUUUCUUCCCCGCCAGUCUCGAGACCCUAGCCAUCACCAUAUGGGCUAAUGCCGGCUUCCUAACCCGGUUUCUUGACUUACUCGCGAACUCAAAGGCUUCUUUCCCGAAGUUGAGAAAGAUCAACUUCUAUCGCAACCGAGCGCGCAAUGAAGAAGAUGAGGAGGAAUACCCCGGUUCACACACAGGGAAUGAAGAGCUGGAGCAGCAGGCACUGGCCGUGAAAGACGUGGGGCUUGACGUCUCUAUUUACUCUCGGCCUAUUGCCUACUUUCAGGAAUUCUUGGAAGCACGCUUUGGUCCCUCUCUCGCGCCAACCAUAUCUGAGAUCAGAGCCUAUGAGUCUCGUGCCUGUUACGACGGCUUUUCAACUCUUCGGGAUCAAGCGGACGCAGAAAAGCGGCUGCGCCUCCAAGAGAGACGUGCCGACAUUUGGCACAGGCGAGAGGAAAUUGCUCGUGCACGGCUCGUGACUGGUGUGCCAUCUAUGACCACUACAUUAGAUUAAGCACAGGAGCCCGUCAGGGCUAGGAAGUUCCUUCCGCAGCACCCGCGCGAGAACUCCGGCAAGCUGGAAGAGCUACACGUUGAAAGAAUACCAUCACAACUUAUUUUCCGGCGUAGAAUGUAUUUUAGAGAGUAUAAGAGCGCGUUAAUAUAUUAUUAUAGAUAACGUUUCUAAUACUAGAUAGAAACAGAAGGG
This is a messenger RNA of Trematosphaeria pertusa, 1536 nucleotides long. RefSeq lists its product as uncharacterized. Lineage: Eukaryota; Fungi; Ascomycota; Dothideomycetes; Pleosporales; Trematosphaeriaceae. Bases 7 to 1341 code for a protein of 444 amino acids. The transcript has a single exon. The record is from RefSeq and is a predicted model, not a curated record.